Chaetomium strumarium is the source of this 3392-nucleotide messenger RNA. RefSeq lists its product as uncharacterized. The record is from RefSeq and is a predicted model, not a curated record. The coding region runs from base 1 to 3144 and encodes 1047 amino acids. Gene Ontology annotation, molecular function: heme binding; peroxidase activity. NCBI's taxonomy places the organism in Eukaryota, Fungi, Ascomycota, Sordariomycetes, Sordariales, Chaetomiaceae. The transcript is spliced from 5 exons. Gene Ontology annotation, biological process: response to oxidative stress.
AUGAGAGCGAACGUGCCUGUUUUUGCCGGUCUGCUGUCCCUCGCGGCCCGGACCGGCAGGGCCGAUCCAACAUGGCCUGCCGCUACCGACCACAUGGAGGAGAUCGUCUAUCAGCUGCAGGGAUUCCAGGGCAGUCUGUUCAACGACAUCAUUACGCCCUGCAACAAUGAAGCGGCGGGGCCUGGCCGUAUCACGGCAAGCGAGUGGCUGCGCGUGGGCUUCCAGUAUGUCGACAUGGCGCCGCACAACCGCUACUUCGGCACCGGCGGUCUUGACGGCUCGAUCCAGUUCGAGCUCAACAACGGCGAGAACACGGGCCCCGGCCACGCCACGACGUUGCAGUUCUUUGCCAACUACCUGACCAGCCGCUCCAGCCUGGCCGACCUGAUCGCUGCCGGAGUGUACGCCUCGGUCCGGUCCUGCGGCGGUCCCAUCAUCCCACUGAAGUUGGGGCGCCGCGAUGCGACCUCGGGAGGCAGCGGCGUCCCGCAGCCGCAAAACUCUCUUCUGACCUUCCAGCAGCAGUUUGACCGCAUGGGCUUCACCCCGACCGAGAUGAUCCAGCUCGUGGCGUGCGGCCAUACGCUAGGUUCCGUCCACAGCAGCGAGUUUCCCCAAAUCGUUGCUGCCAGCGACGGCCAAAUCGGCCUCGACUCGACGAACGCGGCCUUUGACAACUCCGUGGCCACGGAAUAUGUCUCGGGCACCACCAAGAACCCGCUCGUCGUUGGGCCUUCGAGAACCAACGGCCGCAACUCGGACGGCCGGAUCUUCGCUUCGGACGGAAACGCCACGAUCCGGACUCUGACAGAUGCCGCCACGUUCAGCAGCGUCUGCCAGACCAUGCUCCAAAAGAUGAUUGAGGUCGUCCCGUCCGACGUCACGCUGACCGGCCCUAUCGCGCCCUAUGCCGUCAAGCCGGUCGACAUGCAGCUGACGCUGAACUCGGGCGGCACGACCUUCUCUCUGAGCGGCUACAUCCGAGUCCGGACCACGGAGCUCCCGGCCAGCUCGAUCAAGAACGUUGUUUUAACCUGGAAGGACCGCAACGGCGGGAACAGCUGCGGGUCAUCCACGACUUGCUCGGUGACGGCCACGCUGCAGGGCGUCUCGACCGGGUUUGACGACAGCUUUGGUUUCUUUCCCAUCCAGGCCACGAUCCCGGCUGCGUCCGGUAUCUCGUCUUUCACUGUCGUUGUCAACCUCAAUGACGGCUCGAGCAAGACGUACGACAACAACGGUAACUCGUACCCCAUGUCUGACGCCGUUGUCCUGCAGAAGCCGCAGAGCUGCCUGCUCCAGGGGACGGGCGCCCUCACUGUUUCCGCUCUCGUCCGCAACGACAUCGUGGGUCUCCCCGUGAACCUGGGCGUCUCGUAUCUGGUCCCGCGGAAUACGACCAACGGCAACCCAGUCCCGGCCCUGACCGAGGCGACUAUUCCGAUGGCCGAGGGCGACUGUGUGGGCCAGUACACGUUCUACACGGCCAGCUUUACCGUCAUUGGCGGCCAAAGCUACAACGCCAGAAUCAGCGUGUCAGCCGGCUCCGGUGCCACUGCCUACACCGAUGACUUCAACAAGGCCAGCGAGCUGUCCGGCACCUGUGGCACCUUCUCCGGCGGCGCUACCUGCUCCAAUAUCACGGUUACGUCCACGUCCUCCCUUCCAACGUCGACGUCUUCCGUGUCCGUCACAGGCUCGACCAGCGUCCCAGCCACCACCACGAGCUCCAGCAGCUCGACAGGAAUCCCGACGCCGGCGAUCAAGCCGACCGUCGGUGGCUACGUGUUUGUCGACUGCUGGACCGAGGGGACGGGCGUGCGGGCGCUCAGCGGCGCUGCGUUUGCUUACGACGAGAUGACGCUCGAGUCGUGCAUGGCCAACUGCACCGGCUUCGACUACUGGGCCACCGAGUAUGGAAGGGAGUGCUACUGCGGCAACAGCCUCCACUCGAGCAGCACCGAGGCGCCGGCCGAGGAUUGCAACAUGGUCUGCGGCGGCGAUCCCACCGAGUUCUGCGGUGCCGGAAACCGGCUCGAGCUGUACUCGACCACGGCGACCCGAACGUCUGCGUCCGCCACGGCCACCCCCACCGCCACUCUCGCGGUCAAGCCGACCGUGGGCGCUUACUCCUUCGUGGGAUGCCAGACGGAGGCGACGGGCAUGAGGGCCCUGUCUGAGAAGGGAUAUGCCGAUGACUCCAUGACGCUGGAGUCCUGCGCGGCAUACUGCAGCGGCUUCACCUACUUCGGCACUGAAUACGGCCGGGAAUGCUACUGCGGUAACAGUCUGAAUGCCGGCAGUAAGCCCGCUCCUGUGACGGAAUGCAACAUGGUGUGCGCUGGCGAUGCGACCGAGUACUGUGGCGCCGGUAACCGUCUGGAGCUUUACAGACUGACAAGCGUAUCCUCCACGACUAGCCCGUCAUCCUCGGAAGCCACCGCAACCACUUCUGCCUCUCCCACCACCGCCACCACCACCACCGCCACCAUAGCCAGGAAGCCCACCGUAUCCCCCUACACCCACGUCGGCUGCUGGACCGAGGGCAGCAACGCCCGCGCCUUGGAUGCCAAAGCCUACACCUCGGGCGACAACAUGACGCUCGAGAACUGCGCCGCCUUCUGCGCCGGCUACAAGUACUUCGGCGCCGAGUACUCCGCCGAGUGCUACUGCGGCAACUCGCUCGCCCCGUCCUCCGCCAACGCCUCCUCCCUCGACGAAUGCUCCAUGCCCUGCUCGGGCAAUCCCUACGAAUACUGCGGCGGGCCCAACCGGCUGGAGCUGUACUCGACCGACAACUACACCGCGCCCUCGGGCCCGUCUCAGCCCGCUACCGUGCGCAGCAGCGGCGGAACCACCUGGAACUUUUACCAGUGCGUGGCCGAGCCCACCACGGGCGGCGUCCGCGCGCUCUCGGCCGACGCCCACGCCGCUGAUGACCUGACGCUGGAGGGCUGUGCGGCCUACUGCGAGGGGUACGCGUACUUUGGGGCCGAGUAUGGGCGGGAGUGUUACUGCGGAAACGAGCUUGCUGCGGGCGCCGAAGAGGCACCCGCGGGCGACUGCUCCAUGCCGUGCGCGGGCGACGAGGGCCAGGUGUGCGGGAGCGGGAAUAGGUUGAGUGUGUAUUCCAAGGCGGCGUAGGUAGUUGAGCUGCUAUUUUGGAGAGAUUUGAUCUAAGUAUUUGGAUGCUUUGUGCUCAUGGUGGGAGUUUUUUAAUUCGGCGAACUUGGAGAGAUGCUCCCCGGCGGUAAUGAAUAAACUGGAAUCGAUGGCAUAUAUGGGCGUACAGUAGACAUGGGAAAAGGGAGUCCUACUCACCAUAUCAAGUACAUACGUACAUAGAUCAAACGUCAAGUUGUUUGUCCGAACAUGCAUAUAAGUCUACAUCC